UCCAGAGUCGAGCGACGAAUCAUCGACCGGCACGCCCGGGUAGUGGAAGCCCCGGGGGCGGGCUAGCGCCGGCCUGCUUUCCAGCUCCAGGUUGGGCUCUUGCCGGAGAAGGGCGGCGGCGGCGCGGCGCGGCGCGGCGCCGGAGGGAACCUCUGACCCGCAUCUGGAACUCUAUUUUAAGAAACUCUCCAAACAAAAAAAACAAGUCAUGGAGAAGAAUGGGAAUAACCGAAAGCUUCGGGUUUGUGUUGCUACUUGCAACCGUGCUGAUUAUUCUAAACUUGCCCCGAUCAUGUUUGGCAUUAAAACAGAGCCUGAGUUCUUUGAACUUGAUGUGGUGGUACUUGGCUCUCACCUGAUAGAUGACUAUGGAAACACUUAUCGCAUGAUUGAGCAAGAUGACUUUGACAUUAACACCAGGCUACAUACGAUCGUUAGGGGGGAAGAUGAAGCAGCCAUGGUGGAGUCAGUAGGCCUGGCCCUUGUGAAGCUACCAGAUGUCCUUAAUCGCUUGAAGCCUGAUAUCAUGAUUGUUCAUGGUGACAGGUUUGAUGCCUUGGCUCUGGCUACAUCUGCUGCCUUGAUGAACAUCCGAAUCCUUCAUAUUGAAGGAGGGGAAGUCAGUGGAACUAUUGAUGACUCUAUCAGACAUGCCAUAACAAAACUGGCUCAUUAUCAUGUGUGUUGCACCCGAAGUGCAGAGCAACAUCUGAUAUCCAUGUGUGAGGACCAUGAUCGCAUCCUUCUGGCAGGCUGCCCUUCCUAUGACAAACUUCUCUCAGCCAAGAACAAAGACUAUAUGAGCAUUAUUCGGAUGUGGUUAGGUGAUGAUGUAAAGUGUAAGGAUUACAUUGUUGCACUACAGCACCCUGUGACCACUGACAUUAAGCAUUCCAUUAAAAUGUUUGAAUUAACAUUGGAUGCACUUAUCUCAUUUAACAAGCGGACCCUAGUACUGUUUCCAAAUAUUGAUGCAGGUAGCAAAGAGAUGGUUCGAGUGAUGCGGAAGAAGGGAAUUGAGCAUCAUCCCAAUUUUCGUGCAGUUAAACAUGUCCCAUUUGACCAGUUUAUACAGCUGGUUGCGCAUGCUGGUUGUAUGAUUGGGAAUAGCAGCUGUGGGGUACGAGAGGUUGGUGCUUUUGGAACACCUGUGAUCAACCUAGGAACACGUCAGAUUGGAAGAGAAACAGGGGAGAAUGUCCUUCAUGUCCGGGAUGCUGACACUCAAGACAAAAUAUUGCAAGCACUGCACCUUCAGUUUGGUAAACAAUACCCUUGUUCAAAGAUAUAUGGAGAUGGAAAUGCUGUUCCAAGGAUUUUGAAGUUUCUCAAAUCUAUUGACCUUCAAGAGCCAUUGCAAAAGAAAUUCUGCUUUCCUCCUGUGAAGGAGAAUAUCUCUCAAGAUAUCGACCAUAUUCUUGAAACUCUAAGUGCCUUGGCUGUUGAUCUUGGUGGAACGAACCUCCGAGUUGCAAUAGUCAGCAUGAAGGGUGAAAUAGUUAAGAAGUAUACUCAGUUCAAUCCCAAAACCUAUGAAGAGAGAAUUAAUUUAAUCCUACAGAUGUGUGUAGAAGCUGCAGCAGAAGCUGUAAAACUGAAUUGCAGAAUUUUGGGAGUAGGCAUUUCCACAGGUGGCCGUGUAAAUCCUCAGGAAGGAAUUGUGCUGCAUUCAACCAAACUGAUACAAGAAUGGAACUCUGUGGAUCUCAGGACCCCCCUCUCUGACACUUUGCAUCUCCCCGUGUGGGUAGACAAUGAUGGCAAUUGCGCUGCCAUGGCAGAAAGGAAAUUUGGCCAAGGAAAGGGACUGGAAAACUUUGUUACACUUAUCACAGGCACAGGAAUUGGUGGUGGGAUCAUCCAUCAGCAUGAAUUGAUCCAUGGAAGCUCCUUCUGUGCUGCAGAACUUGGCCACCUUGUUGUGUCUCUGGAUGGGCCCGACUGUUCUUGCGGAAGCCAUGGAUGCAUUGAAGCAUAUGCUUCCGGAAUGGCCUUGCAGCGGGAAGCCAAAAAGCUACAUGAUGAGGACCUGCUCUUGGUGGAAGGGAUGUCAGUGCCAAAAGAUGAAGCCGUGGGUGCACUCCACCUCAUCCAAGCUGCGAAACUUGGCAAUGCGAAGGCCCAGAGCAUCUUAAGAACAGCUGGAACAGCUCUUGGUCUUGGGGUUGUGAACAUCCUCCACACCAUGAAUCCUUCCCUCGUGAUCCUCUCUGGAGUACUGGCCAGUCACUAUAUCCACAUCGUCAAGGACGUCAUUCGCCAGCAAGCCUUGUCCUCGGUGCAGGAUGUGGAUGUGGUGGUUUCAGAUUUAGUUGACCCUGCCCUGCUCGGUGCUGCCAGCAUGGUUCUGGACUAUACAACUCGAAGGAUCCACUAGAUUCCCAGGAGUGGACAUGGGCCGAGACUCAAGAACUUCUUAGUGGAAUCAAGUUCUUCUCUUUUAGAUGAACAUUUCUUACACAGCAAAUUUAGUAUUUUAUUGCAGCUGACACUGGCAGAGAGUGCUUUUGCUUUUCGUCUCUUUUAAAUUUACCUUUUUGUGCCCAUUUUUGUAGAUGCUGCUCUUUCUGAUGUUUUCCUUCUAGGGGUCAUUUUAGGAGAAGCCUGUAAGUUCCAAUCACAACCUCUUGUGCUAAAAGGGGCUACAAUAAUAGACCAGGAAGCCUUAGAACUCUGCUUACUAAUGUACCACCCAGACCUUGCAGACCUACUUUGGAUGAGAGCUUCAUAUGUGUGGGUUAAUAACUCUUUAUCUAACCCCAGACUUGGAGAAUAGAAAGGGAUCCAGUCAGGGAACAGAAGAGUCUUACCGGGAAAAGCUUACCUGAACUUUUUAAAUAUAGCUUUGUUGAAGUAUUUUUUAAAGUGUACAAUUUGAUAAGCUUUGUCUUAUGUAUAUACUUAUGAAACGAUCACCACAAUAAAGACACUGGACAUGGUGGGCGAGGUGGUACACACCUGUAAUCCCAGCCCUCAGGAGGCUGAGGGAAGAGGCUUGCAGGUUUGAAGCCAGCCUUGGGCAAGAGAUUCUUGCCUGUCUCAAAGUUUUUUUUUUUUAAGUGGUAGAGCACUUUUCUAGUAUGUGCCAGGCCCUGGGUACAAUUCCCACUACAGAAAAAAAAAAAACCAAAAAACCCCAUAGACAUUGGACAUCACCUCCAAAUGUUUUUGCUGAAAGAUGUUGUUAUACUAGCAGCAUUUAUAGGAGCUUGAUUUAGACCAGGGAUCUGGGCUGAGGGUGUAGCUCAGUGGUAGUACUCAGUAGUGCUCUUGCCUAGCAAUGUGUAAGGCCCUGAGUUUGAUUCCCAGCACUGCAAAAACAAAGAAACAAAAGACCAGAGGUCUGGCUUUAGUGACCUUGUCUUCAUCUUCUUAGAGACCACUAAGAAGCCACUAGGACUUAAGAGCCUCUGAAAGGAGAUUAUCCCCAAAAGGAUCUUUGCUCCUGACAGCAAAUAAUUCUUUUGGUAGCUUUUCACACGGUUUUGCAUAUGACCCCCAAGUGUCUAUGAAGGCAGUGUUUAUAGGUGCAGCUCCUACAGCCCAGAGCCAUGAACCCAGAUUUUGACUAAGAACCUGUGGAAAAUUACAAAAGUACAAAAUGUAAAUGAAUGAAAAAAUAUCAACCUGUAAGAAAUACUUCCAGCCACCACACUUAUUAAGUUCCUAUUGUGUAUCAAGUUCUGAACUAGGUGCUUCAUAUGUAUUAUUCUAAAUCCUUACAACCUGUGAAGUGGGUAUUUGAAUUCCCAUUCUGUAGAACCCAAAACUUAGUGUUUUUAAGUGAUAUUAUCUAAAACCAUGGAGUUAGUGAAUCUUUUUUUUUUUUUUUUUUGGUGGUGCUGGAGAUUGAACCGAGGGCCUUGUACGUGCAUGGCAAACACUCUACCAACUGAGCUAUAUAUCCCCAGCCCCCCAGUUAGUGAAUCUUAGAUAUAAGCUUGAUAAGGUUUGAUCCCAGGUCCUGGUGUCUUUUUUUGCUAAGUUGCACAACUUCUCAUUUCAAAAUGCUGAUAUAUUUUUUUGUUUUUAGUUGUAGAUGGACAUAAUACCUUUAUUUUAUUUUUAUGUGGUCCUGAGGAUCGAACCCAGUGUCUCCCACAUGCUAGGCAAGUGCUCUACCACUGAGCUACAACCCCAGUGGUUAUCAAAAGCUUUAAUAAGAAUACCUGAUUUGCAAAUGACUGUUUAUUGUUUUUUUUUCCUUUACCACUGAGCUAUAUCCCCAGCCUUUUUAUUUUUGAGAACAGAUCUUAACUAGGUUGCUGAGAUUGGCCUCAAACUUGUGAUCCUCUGGCCUUAGCCUCCCGAGUUGGUGGGAUUAGAGGCAUGCACCACUGAGCCUGGCUCGAUUCGUUCUUGACCCUCUCAGUGAAUUUAAUAAAAUAUUCCUCUCUGCUCUGAAAAUCUCGCCAGUACAGUAUUUGGUCUAGUGACAGGAUUUUAUGAGUACUUGUAGAUAAUCUAAAAAAACAUGCAUAUAUUUUUCAGAUUGUUUUUUAUUUUAGAAAAGCCUGAAAGUUUCUACAAUGUAUUGCUUCAGUAACAAAAUACAAACAAAACCAAGGAGUCAAUAUCACAUUUGAAAAACUUCCUUCCUGGUGGGUUGAUGUGAAAAAGAUAGCUUGGCUGAUUCCUAGAACUCUAUACCAGCCCUUAAAUAAUCUCCAGGGCCUGGUUACUGUUCAGACAUUCCAGGGUGGCUCGGGCGCAUCAAUGUCUGGGUGAGAUGGUGUGCCGCAAAGGGGACAUCAGUGUUUCUUGGUUAAACCAUGAUCAGUGAACACCAAACAACUGCACUGCUACAAAGUUUCAUGCCAAAUAUUUGAAAGGAUGGUACUGAAUCAAAAACCAAAUCUUUUAAGUCUUUAUUAAAUUCAUGGAAAGACUAAUAUAUUCUGACAUAAAUUAUUACAUGUUUAAAUAAUCACAUCUUAAUUUAUUUUAAUGUAUAUAUUUUUAUGUUACUGUUCUGAGUGAAAUUCUAAGGAAGAAAUACAUUUCUUUGUUGAAAUCUUAA
Ictidomys tridecemlineatus (thirteen-lined ground squirrel) is the source of this 5020-nucleotide messenger RNA. RefSeq names its product glucosamine (UDP-N-acetyl)-2-epimerase/N-acetylmannosamine kinase (gene Gne). Gene Ontology annotation, molecular function: N-acylmannosamine kinase activity; UDP-N-acetylglucosamine 2-epimerase activity; hydrolase activity, hydrolyzing O-glycosyl compounds. Gene Ontology annotation, biological process: UDP-N-acetylglucosamine metabolic process. The record is from RefSeq and is a predicted model, not a curated record. Lineage: Eukaryota; Metazoa; Chordata; Mammalia; Rodentia; Sciuridae.